ACAUUGCUGCCAAUAGCACCAUACAACUGGAUCGUGUCCCUGUGAUGUCCGAUUAUUAAGCCCUAAUUCGCGGGAAAAUAAACCCCGGCGCGGCUGCGGGACGCUGCUUUCCCUCUCUCGGGGAUUCAAAAACACGGUCCUCAACCAGGACGGAGAUGGCGAUGGAGGCACCGGCGAGCCCCACGGCCAUUGACCAGGGCGAGCUCAAUCCGAGGAAGCGCCUCAAAAGCGACGGGGCAGAAGAUAUCAUCAAGGGCGAGCACGAAGAAGAAGAGGAGGAAUUGGAAAGGUUGCUACUUCCCGACCCAAACAAACUGCCGGUCGUCCCCCCAUCUGCCGUCGACUCCAAUUUCGUUCACUACUUCGUUGUCGACUUUCUGAAGCCCGGCCACGAUCAGUAUAUUUAUCGCCAUGCUAACGGAUUGUGUGUGGUCGGGUUGGCACCGACUCAUGUAGCCUUAGCGGAGGAGGGAGGGAUUACGGCCGUCGAUUUCAAUACCGGAAAGACUGACAAGAGCGAGAUGAAGGUCAUCGGCAAGCGGAAGAAGGUUACCAGCUCUGCAAGAUUUCGCUUGUUCGGUUUGUUUUCAUUCAAUGCGCAGCAUCUUCAAGCCAACUCUGCUUUAUGCAAAGUUUUUGCAAAUGACAAACUCUUCAUUGUCAGGUGCUGUGUAAAAGGAUCCCUCCUUGAAGUGAAUGAUAAGCUACUAAGGGAACCCACUUUACUUAACACUGCAGCUGCCAGAGAAGGUUAUGUUGCAAUUUUAAUGCCCAAGCCAGAGGAUUGGCUAAAAAGCAAGGAUUCCUACCUGAACCUUGAAGAGUACAAAAAGCUGAGAGGCGUCCCCUGAUUACCAUAAUUGCUGAGUCCAAGUAGAUGAACACAUGCCACCAUCAUUGAUUUGGACUCACAAGACUUAAAAUAUUUUAGGAUUAUUUGAGUUAAUCUUAACUUGAUUGCUAACAUGUUUGUUCAGCAUUUGCAUUGAUACGUAGCCUGACCCCAUAUAUGGGUGUUUUGUUUUGUGUGCUUAAUGAAAACUCAGACUAAUCAUCAUUGUUAUCAAAAUUGGGCUGAAUCAAGUGGAUCUAUGGCCUUUUGCUGAAAGAAAACAUUUUAACAUGUAUUAAUUAGCUUUCUUAUUGCUUUUAAGAGUUUGAAAAUUCAAAAUAGACAGUUCAUCCUGAUUCGAAGACAGGAUGCCUUUUUUUUUCUCUCUAAAA
This is a messenger RNA of Nymphaea colorata (pocket water lily), 1224 nucleotides long. RefSeq lists its product as uncharacterized. The transcript has 7 exons. NCBI's taxonomy places the organism in Eukaryota, Viridiplantae, Streptophyta, Magnoliopsida, Nymphaeales, Nymphaeaceae. The record is from RefSeq and is a predicted model, not a curated record. Gene Ontology annotation, cellular component: nucleus. Bases 156 to 851 code for a protein of 231 amino acids.